Messenger RNA from Mytilus trossulus (common blue mussel), 3246 nucleotides. RefSeq lists its product as uncharacterized. NCBI's taxonomy places the organism in Eukaryota, Metazoa, Mollusca, Bivalvia, Mytilida, Mytilidae. Bases 160 to 789 code for a protein of 209 amino acids. The transcript is spliced from 5 exons. The record is from RefSeq and is a predicted model, not a curated record.
AUCCCGCUACCGAGCGAGCCUCCGUUCAGCUAUCCAACCAAUUGCUUUGUUUUUGUCAUGUGAUAACGCCUUCCAAAAAUACAUUGGGAUAACCUCGUGCUGAAUCGGCAGAUUAUAGGUCCUACUUAGUUACUGAUUUUGCAGAAAGUAGAUCAAAAUAUGGCUGAAGAAAAGACCAAACUUACCAGAGAUGGAACAAUGCAAGUGACUGCAAAGGAAGGAAUAGAUUAUUUAGAAUCCUCAGGGAAGGAAACUUUAUUAGUAAUGUCCGGUUUGAAAGACCCAGAGCCAGAACCACCUGCAAAGAAAACAAAAUUGGCUAAAGGAACAACUAUGGUUGGAACAGCAAAGGAGGCUGAUAGGUUACUUGGUGACAAUCGACCAGAUGCUGAUGCCAUGACAAGAGGUCAACAAAAACAGAUUGAUGCAAUCAGUAAAGAGGCCCCAUCCACCCCAAAGAAAGCUAAACUGGCCAAGGCAGGCACAAUGGCUGUCACUGCUAAGGAAGGAACUGACUUAUUAGGAAAAGAGAAACUUGGAGACACAAGACAGGAAACAAAAAGGAAGGCCCCUGCAGCCAAACCAGCCAUGAAAAAAACAACCACCAUGGAAAAAACAAUAGCUGAAGCUGCAUGGACAGUACCUGAUAUUAAUGUAGAUGAAGGAAGAAAAACGAGAUCUCAGGCAAGUGGGGCUGCUAAACCUGCCAUUAAGCGUGAUGGAACCAUGCAGAAAACCGCCAAGGAAGGAAAAGCGUUUGUAAAGGCAGGAAAAAAAUCAAAGAAAUAAAUGCAUUUUUUUGUCAGACAUGAGUAAAUGUACAUUUUGUAUUUAUAUUCUGUACCCAUACAGUUUUGUAUCUGACGUUAAAAUAUUUUUCCUUCAUUUUGUAAAAAUAUUCAGAACGCAUGUACUCUGUAAGAAUAAAAUAGUUCUUUGUUUCUUUAAAUUUUUUUAAUGAAAAUGCUUUGACAAUGAAGUCCUUCCCAAAAAUCAUGUAUGAAAUUAUGGAACAGUGAAUGAUUUUAUGUAAGAUUGAAUUUUUAUCUAAGUCAACCUUAUAAUAACUUUUGAGAACCCAUGGCAUUUGCAUGGGUGGCCACAAUUGUAAGAAGCCAUAGAUAGCCAUUUAAAGAAACAAAGAAUUGUUCUACUUAUUAACCUGUUCUCAAUUGUUGUCGUCUGCUUCUGACAUAGUAUAUCAGUAUAAUGUUGUUUCACCUGUAUGUAGAUAUAAAUGAAAGGCAGCAAUACAUCCUCAUUGUCAUGGAGUGCCUGAUGUUCACUUCCAUACAUCGUAUCUUAUUGUAACUAUUUUUAGUUUUAGUCCAGCUGGUUUUGUUUAUCACUGCUGGGUAGUAAAAGAACUGUUUCAGAAUUUAAAGGAUUAUGGGUAAUUUCAUUGUUAGUUCCCAAAUUUGAAAAUGAUGUCAAGUCAUUGGUUGAUUUCCAUUUUUGCAGGACAUUGUCAGAAAAUCACAGGGUUUGGUGUAAGCUUUUGAAAAUAUAACCCAGAAUGCAUUAGAUUCUAAAAUGGCAAAUUGACACAUACUCUUCAUUUACACAAUUUAUCAGGAAAUCCCAUCGUUUCAUGUAUUUAAUGUCAACCACUGUUAUGCAGUUUGUAUGCUUGUGUAUAAAUAAUUUUGAAGACAAAUUUUUUGAAAAAUAAUGAAUUUGAUAAAAAAUGACUGUUUGAACAAUGAUUUCAUUGUAAGAGUGGAGAAUUUUGACAACUGACAAAUGAACUACAUGUAUUUUGCAACAUAUUUACAUUUUUGUUAAUGCUUUUUACUAUUACAUAUGUUAAAGUUCUAUAAUUAAGAGUUGUGCUUUUUUAUUUCAUUUACCGCAAAUAUUUUAAAGAUUUUUUUAUAUAUUCCUAACAGCUAUAUACAGUUUUUGAGUAAAACCAGAUUUUUGAAAUGAUGGGGGGGAUUCUAAUAUAUUUUUCCAAUAAAAAAGAUGAAUAGAACACUGUAAAAUUACUUCAUAAAGCGGAUUAGCUACCAUUUAGAUUGAAUACUUUACAUGUUUAAGUUGAUGAAAAUGGAAUGAUUUUCCCAAGAUAUAGUUAGAUUCUCUGACAAAUUGAAAGGUUUCUUACAUUUCUAUAAAAUUCUGGUAUGCAUUGCGUAUGUAAUUAAUGUCAAUUUUAAGAAUCUUCUGUAAAAGCAUUUGUAAUUGUAUGGGAACAGCUGUAAAACAUUGUCUAUAUUAAAUAUAUAUGCAGCCAAGUCACAUUGAAGUAAAUAUUGAGAUGAUUUCAUGAGGAAAAAAAUGAUUUUAAAUUUAUAUAAUUAAAUGUUUUUAAAUCAGUUGUAUGUAACAGUAGCAGAUUUAUCACUAUAAAUAUAUCAUGAUUCACAUUUUAUUUCACUUCAAAUGUACUAUGAUUCACAUUUUUAUUUCACUACAAAUGUACCAUGAUUCACAUUUUUAUUCUACAACAAAUGUAUCAUGAUUCACAUUUUAUUUCACUACAAAUGUACCAUGAUUCACAUUUUUAUUAUACUACAAAUGUAUUAUGAUUCACAUUUUUAUUUCAUUACAUAUGUACCAUGAUUACAUUUGAUCAAAACAUAAUGGCAGUAUCUAUUAAUAAAUGGUACAUAAAUGUAGAGUAAUUCAUCAGAUUACAUGUGAAAUUAUUUGUGUUUGACUUUUUGUUGAAACCUUUUUACUUCUUCUGUUUGUUUUUGGUCUUGUUAUGUGUUCAAGAGAAACAUAUCACAGUUUAUGUUUCUUUUUUUUACCUUCGAUAUCUGAACAAAUAUAAUUUUACAGAAAUUUUAUAUUGACCUUUUACAAAUUUUAUUUUGUUGAAAGCAUUUUUAAAGUUGUGUAUUCUUUUUCAUGUUGAGCAUGUUAAAUUUCACAAAAAAAAAUAUUUGCUCAGUUUUUGCUAGAAAAGAAAGGGCCAUUUUGAAAAAAACGACGGUGUGAAAAUAGUAAUUUUCAAGAUAUUGACAAUCUUGUUGGGACUAUUCUAUUAAAAUUGAAACAAUUUACUUUUUAACAACAUACUUUCUAUAGGCAACUUUUGAUACAUCCAUUUGACAUACAAUCAUUCGUUGUCCACAAUGUCCAAAAACAAAAAAAAUAUUUUAAUUGAAUAGUCCUGACUUGUUACCAUGAAAUUUUUAGAAUUUAAUUUAAUUAUAUAAUUUUAUUUAAGUGUGAUAUGUUUACCUGUGAUUUUGUAGAUGCAAUGUUAUUUGAAUAAAAGGAAGAUUUAUAGUUUUA